This is a messenger RNA of Paramecium tetraurelia, 4383 nucleotides long. RefSeq lists its product as uncharacterized. Gene Ontology annotation, molecular function: GTP binding. Lineage: Eukaryota; Ciliophora; Oligohymenophorea; Peniculida; Parameciidae. The record is from RefSeq and is a predicted model, not a curated record. The transcript has 3 exons.
AUGAUCGUUAAAGGAGAACCAUUUGAAUUCUUAGAUGGUGAUUCAUUAAAAAUCGAUUAACCAUUCUUAUAAAAGCUAAUAUCUAACUUUAAGGAGCAAGGUUAAGAAAGAAUUUUAGUUUUAAGUGUAUUAGGUCCACAAAGUUCUGGCAAAUCAACAAUUUUAAACAAAAUAUUUGGAUGCCAUUUUUGGACAAGUGUUGGUAGAUGUACUAAAGGAAUAUAUUUGCAAUUAUUGAAAGUGCAUAAUAAAGCAUAUUUUAAUAAUUUAUUUGACUACAUUAUUAUAUUGGAUACUGAAGGUCUUUAGAGCCCAAAUUAAGAGGAUUUGGAAUUUGAUAAAAAAAUAGCACUUUUUGUAUUAUCAAUAAGCGAUAUUAUUCUUGUAAACGUGAAAGGAGAUAUAACAAAAUAAUUUAGAGAAUUAGUUGAAAUGUGCAUAUAUACUCUAGGAUAAAUGAAAAGUUUUACAAGUACAAAAUCAAUUACUUGGUGUUUUAAUUAAAAUAAUGAUGUCAAUAAUCGCGAUCCUUUUUUAGUCUAGUUAGUGUCAAUAGCUACAAAUUUAAAUAACGAAUUAAGCAAUUAAAAUUAGGAGACUGAAUAAAUAGAUUAUAAUGAAAUUCUUGGAAUUACUGAAGACAAUGUUAAGAUAUUAGGGUUUGCAUCAACUGAAAAGUUAUGGAAAAAAAAUGAUAGUGAAGGGGUGUAUGCAGAUUGGCGCCAGUUAAUUCUAAAUGGCACUUUCUCUUCAGAAGCUUAUGAAGAAGGAAUUCGAAUAAUUCAAGCAUAUGUAAAUAAGUUUGGAAGGGAAGACGAUUUAGAUGGAAGAAGAUAGAUGGAAAAUUUAAAAUAUUUUAUAGAAAAAAUUGAAACCACUUGGAAAAGCAUUAUAACCUUACCUGAUUUACUUGAAUUUUCUGAGUUAAUUUAGCAUUAAUAAAAUCAAUUUAUGAGAAAAUAAUUUAAUGAAAUCAUAAACAAUUAUUAGUAUCCUACAAAAAUUUAAUUUAUUAAUCAAAUUCAUUAAAAUAUAUCAGAGAGAAAUGAAAGCUUGUCUAUAGAAAUUUUAAAUGAUAUAUUAAGUGAAUUUACUACAUCAAUGAAUGCCUAAUUUGAUUAAAUUAACAAUGAAUUUUUAGAAAAAUUAACUUAAAUAAAAAAUGAACAUAAAAUAUCAAAAAAGGUAAUCAAAAAAUAUGAAAAUAUGGUUUAAGUUAGAAUUGAUAGUGAAAGAUCAGCCAUCUCAUUGGCAAUGCUAUCAGAAAUUAGAAUUUAAGAAACUAAUUUUUAACAGAAAAUGGGUUUUAUAAAAAUUGACCAUUUUAUUCAAUAGUUAAUUGGAAAUGAAAACCAGUUAAAAUAAUAUAAAGAGGAUGAAAGUAAGAUUGAAAGUAAGUUUAAGCAACUAUGGAAUGAAAUAUUAACAUAAGACAAAUAAAAAUAAGAUAAAAGUUUUAUGGGUUAUAGCGAUCAGUUGUUAAAGGUAAUUAAGGAAAAUUUCAAAAACUAUAUUUUGACAACAAAAAAUGAAAAUAGUUAUAAACAAUAAUACAUUGCAAAAUUAAAUAAAGAAAAACCUAAAUAAAUUGACUAUCUCACAUCAUUAGAAAUAUUAAAACCGGAAUUAUCGACAGCUUAACUCAUGUUUAUAGCAAAUUCUAGUAAAAAUUAAUUAUUUUAUGACAAUUUUAAUUAAAGCAUUGAAAAGAAAAUUGCAAGAUGUUCACCUAAUUAAGUCUUAUCAAUCAAUUAAUUUUAUUCUAAUUAAGUAGAAAUCAUAUAUCUAACAAAAGAAGAUUUCAAUAAAUAUAAAUAAAAAGAUUUGUCUAUUGAUCUUGAAUUAUAUAAAAAGGAAAAGGGAAUAGAUAAGUAUUCAUUUACAUCUUUUUUACAAAAUUUCUCUUUGUUUGGCUAUGAAAUUUCUAAAUUAAAAGCAGAAUAAUUAUUUAAUUCUGUUAAUAAAUAAUCUAGAUUUGAUAUAAAUAUGCUAUCUUCCUGCUUUUAACCUGGAGAAAGGUAAUAUUUCGGAGAUGCUUAAUACGAUUCUUCAAUCGAUAUGAUAAAAAAAAUUUGUAAAAACUUGAUGAAUUAUUAUAAGAGACAUGUUUUGAUUACUGAUCUGUCCUAGAAUAAUGAAAUAGAAAGUCUUAAAGGAAGGUUUAAUGAAAAAGAAUUUUUUUUAGUAUCAGUUAAGUAAUAGGUGAUUUUAAAAUAAAAUACUGGAUCUUAAAUUAAUAGAGGUGAAUAAAUUUUUAGUUAUAUCUUAAAUAGAAAUUAAAACUCUUAAUAUGAAAAUACUUUUAAGCAAAGUAUUGCUAGGUAUAUUGAAGAUUUAAUGAGCGAUAUAAAUUAUGAGAGAUGGAAAAAAGUCUAUAGUGAAAUACAUUAAAUGAUACUUGAUGAAAUUAAAGAAAUGAAGGCUAAAUAAUUUAGUUAUGGUUUAAUCAAAAGGAUUUUAUAAAAGAUAGAAGGUAAAAUAAAAGAUUUAAAUAUGUAAUUUUCAGAUUUUGGUGUGAUUUUAAAUGAUAUAGGAGAAAGAUGCAUAUAUUAUUAUGCCAUUUUUAGUAUUUGGAGAGUUUUGUGCUUUAAAUAGUAUAGAUCAUGUGAGAGAGCUUCAGAAUAGUUGAGUAGUUAAGAGUAAGUGCAAUAUCAGAAGUUUAAGGCUGAUAUUUAAUAGAAUAAUAAAGAACAAAGCAAAAUUCGAGGAUAAUCAUUAGCAGAAGAAAUUAUAAAUUAAACAAUUGCAAGAUUUCAGAGGUCAUAUUGUGAAGAAGCUAAAUAAAUUUGGGCUGGAUUUAAUAAAGAGUCAAAUUAUGAUAUUAUAAAAUAACUAGACAAAGAUAUUCUGGAAAGAAAUGAUAAUCGUAUAACUGAUGAUUAGAGACUACAUUAUAUAAAAAAUCACACAGAUUAUGUUGAAAGAUUCGUGAAAGACAAUAUUAAUAAAUUAAAAUCAGAUAUUCAAACCAAAUUUACAAGUAAACUAUAAUAAGAUUUGAAGACAUAUCUUCAAAAAGUGGAUGCAAACACAAAAUAUUUAUAUGAUUAUGUUAUUUCUCCUCUAUAAGCAAAGGACUACUUCGUAUAGUAGGAGAACCCUGAUGAAGCUCCUAAAUUAUUAUUUAAAAUAACUUUAGGAUGUCUUUAAGGAUACGUAGAAUAGAAUUUAUUAGAAAAAAUAAAAUAAGAUAAAAUUCAUGUGUUUUAAACUUAAGAUUUUCACAGAUUUGAGUUACCAUUAUGUUCAACUAUUUAAAAGUCAGACGAAGAAAUAUAAAUAUUAUUUAAUUUUGUUUAAGCUUUUAAAUAAAGGAUUUUAUUGGGCAUUAAAAAUUCAGAUUUGAUUCAGGUUCAAUUAGAAACACUAAAAUUAUAAGAUGACUUAGAUGCUUAAUAACUGAGAUAAAUCGGUUGUUUGUAAUUUUGCCCGCUUUGUAAGAGGAAGUGCGAUUAAGAAAUUGAUGAUAGUAGUCAUAAACACUAAUGUUAAAAUGGGCAUUAAUUAAGAGGUAUGACUGGAGUCUUAAUAGGUAGUCAUCCUUCAUUAUAUACAUGUGAAGAAAUAUAGGAUGACUAUUAAAUUUCACUAUUAGAAACAUCAAUAAUUAAAAAAUGGAAGGAUAUCAAAUAACUUUAUAAUGGGUGGAUAUUUUCAUGUCUUAGUAAGGAUGAAUUAAAUAUUCAGAAGGAGAAGUUCAUGAAGAUUUGGAAUGAUAAUAUUGGGAGAAUGAUUUGCAUAAAAUUGACUUAAGAAAUUGGAAAAGAUGUCUUUUAUGUUCCAAAGUAAGAAGUUUAAUUAGGUGGAAAUUAAAAAACUGCCCAUUAUAUUCUUAUAUUAGAUGACUCUGGUUCAAUGGAAGGAGCAUUUUUUGAAGCAGCUAAAAAAGGCUUGGUGGCUUUUCUUUAAGAAAUUCAAAAAAAUCCUGAAUCUAGGGUUACUAUUAUACUUUUUAAUCACUAAGCCAGAUGUGUAGUUGAUUAUGAAAUCCCUGAUGCUUAAGUUUAAUAAAAGGAAAUACAAUUUAGAGGUGGAGGAACUGAUUUUGAUGAACCAUUAAAACUUGCUUUUGAUAAAAUUGCUAACAAUCCAGAUUUUGACAAUUUUAGUUCCCAUUCUAUCUUUUUCUACACUGAUGGAUAAGCAUAAUACCCCACAAAAGCAAUGGAGAAAGUUAAAUAAUUCCCUUCAGAUAAAAGAGAAAAAAUAGAGCUAGUUGCUUGUUCUUUUGAAGAUUCUCCAACGACAUUGGUCCGGGUUGUUGAAUUCGGUAAAUAAUACUUUGGUUUUGCUAAAAUAUAAGCUUCAAUGGAGCCUUAAAUGAUAGCUUAAGUAUGGAUUGAAGAAGUCAGUUAAGUAACCCAUUAAAUAAAAAGUGGUUGA